This is a messenger RNA of Arabidopsis lyrata subsp. lyrata, 1086 nucleotides long. RefSeq names its product transcription factor PAR1. Gene Ontology annotation, biological process: regulation of DNA-templated transcription. The coding region runs from base 442 to 795 and encodes 117 amino acids. The transcript has a single exon. Lineage: Eukaryota; Viridiplantae; Streptophyta; Magnoliopsida; Brassicales; Brassicaceae. The record is from RefSeq and is a predicted model, not a curated record.
CCGAAACACGAGGAUAAUAAAAUUAAAAACAACGUACAAGUGGACCCAGCUUUGAUGGCAAUACCGCCCAUUUAACCAUUUUUCAUUUCUAAAAAUAGAAUUUUUUUUAUCGAGUUUCAAUUUUUACAUCGUUUUUUUUUUAGACAAACCAAACCAAAUCGUUCAUAACCGAACCUUUCACUAAUGUAAGCAAACAAUGUAACUUUCCAUUAUAAAAGCAUAGCAGACCAAACUAAACCGAUAUAGUAUUGUCUCUAAUUACUCACAACAAACCAAAGUAAAAUCAGGUUAAACCGACCAGAUUUAACCAUCACCAUUUUUGUCCACUAAAUCCAUCAUCACUCAUCAUAUAUAUAUAUACACUUCACACACAUCCACAUUCCUUACUUCUUCAUUAUUCUCUCAAACUCAUCAUUCUUCUCUCUCUCUCUCUCUCCUUCAAUGGAAGAAACUUUAGCCACUCCCGACACCACGAGACGCUCUCUGUCACCGUCGUGCUCAGCCGCCGUGAAAUCACGCGCCGCUGGUUUCGAGCGCAGAACCAAACGGAGAUUGUCAGAGACUAACGCAAGCGUACGUGAAGACCGGGAAGAAGAAGAAGAAGAAGACGAGGUAAAGGAAAAGAUUGAGGCGUUGCAGAGGAUUAUCCCCGGAGGAACGGCGCUUGGUGUGGACGCGCUCUUCGAAGAGACAGCUGGUUACAUUAUGUCUCUACAAUGUCAGAUCAAAACCAUUAAAGUUCUUACUUCGUUUCUCCAACGCGUAGAUCAAGAAGACAUGAAGUUCGGAGGUUGAAGAUGACCACACCAAGAUUCAUCUUCUUCUCUUCAAUUCCAAAAAACCAAAAAAAAAUCACUUUUAUCUUCUCUUUUUUUUUCUUUCCUUUUUUUUAUAACAUGGGAUUUUAGCUUUGAUAUAUGAGGAAAGAGAUCUCAGCAUUUUUUUCUUCGAAAUCUUUUUUCUUGAGUAGGAGUAUAAUUAAUCUUUAAUUUUUAAGUUCUGGUUUAUUUAAGUCGUUUCGUAGUUAUGAGAAGUGUUCAUUAACGAGAAUUAGCAUUAAUGUAGCUAGGGAGUGUAGUUACACUA